Messenger RNA from Poeciliopsis prolifica (blackstripe livebearer), 2432 nucleotides. It is a transcript of the gene nr1d1, whose product is annotated as nuclear receptor subfamily 1, group d, member 1. Gene Ontology annotation, biological process: hormone-mediated signaling pathway; cell differentiation; positive regulation of transcription by RNA polymerase II. NCBI's taxonomy places the organism in Eukaryota, Metazoa, Chordata, Actinopteri, Cyprinodontiformes, Poeciliidae. The record is from RefSeq and is a predicted model, not a curated record. Gene Ontology annotation, molecular function: RNA polymerase II cis-regulatory region sequence-specific DNA binding; nuclear receptor activity; zinc ion binding. The coding region runs from base 117 to 1850 and encodes 577 amino acids. The transcript is spliced from 7 exons.
AUGAUGACGAUGGUGAUGAUGAUGGGUUUGAAGCGCGAGCAGCACCAGAGACAGAACCAGAACCACGGCAGAACCGCACUCUUCCUGCGGAAUUUCUGCUCCUAAGCUGCUCCCGCAUGCGGCGGCAGGUGUGCGUGACUGGACCGCAGCUCGGCUUGACUGCCACCGACAUGGACUCAAACAACAAUAACUCAGGGGGCGUCAUCUCCUACGUGGGCUCCUGCGGAGGCUCCCCAUCCGGGGCCAGUCCGGACUCCGGGGCCAGUCCGGACUCCGGGGCCAGUCCGGACUCCAUGGACAGCGAGAACUCCGGCUUCACCUCCUCCUCUUCCUCGCUGCCGUCCUUCCUCAGCAGCGACGGCUCCUCCUCCUCGGCGGGCGGCUCUCCGCGGGGCCGGGACGACGCCUCUGACGCCACCAGGCCUCACAGAGCGUCGCCCAGCAAGUCCGUGGCCAGUUUGACCAAGCUGAACGGCAUGGUGCUGCUCUGUAAGGUCUGUGGAGACGUGGCGUCCGGCUUCCACUACGGCGUUCACGCCUGCGAGGGAUGCAAAGGCUUCUUUCGCCGCAGCAUCCAGCAGAACAUCCAGUACAAGAAGUGUGUGAAGAACGAGAGCUGCAGCAUCAUGAAGACCAACAGGAACCGCUGCCAGCAGUGCCGCUUCAGGAAGUGCCUCUCUGUGGGCAUGAGCCGAGACGCUGUGCGUUUCGGCCGCAUCCCGAAGCGUGAGAAGCAGCGGAUGCUGGCGGAGAUGCGGAGCGCCAUGAACAACAUGGUGAACGACCAGCUGCAGAGCGACUUCCAGCUCGCCAGCCUGUCGUCUUCCUCCUCUUCCUCAACAGAGGGCGCCACCGGCCCCCAGCCGUGUCCUCCUCUUCCUCCACCUUCCUCGCCGCCCCCCAGCCCUGGGAUCGACUCCACCAUCAGCGCCAUCGCCUGUGCGCACCGUGAAACCUUCCUGUAUGCACACGACAAGCUGAGCGAUCCGCAGCUUAGCCCCGCCCACCGCAACCAUGCGGGGGCGGAGCUUUGUCCAAACCGCAUUCGGAACGGUUUCAGCAAAAACAAUAAUAAGAAAAACACCAAGGACUGCUUCCUGCAACAGGGUCCCAACAACACCAGCAAUCACUAUGGCAACAAGGGGUGGAGUCAGCAUUCCAGCAACGUGAUUGAAGGAAAGAGUCAUGUGACCCAGAGGCAGAGCUGUCCACCAAAAACUCGCUCUGGGAUUGUUCUGGCCUGUCCAAUGAACUCGCAACCCCAUGCAGACGUUUUAAAGACACCCCACGAGAUCUGGGAGGACUUCUCGCUGUCAUUCACGCCCGCUGUCAGGGAAGUAGUGGAGUUUGCCAAGAACAUCCCAGGAUUCAACGCUCUGACCCAGAACGACCAGGUCACCCUCCUGAAAGCAGGCACCUUCGAGGUGCUGAUGGUGCGUUUCUCGUCACUGUUCAACAUGAAGGAACAGACGGUGAUGUUUGUCUCUGGCGCCACCUACUCUUUGGAGGAGCUCCAUGCGAUGGGGAUGAACGAGCUGCUGGCAGCCAUGUUUGACUUCAGUCAGAAGCUAGCUUCGCUGGCACUGAGCGCCGAAGAGCUAGGCCUGUUUACCGCCGUGGUGCUGGUGUCCGCAGAUCGGUCCGGCAUCGAGAACCUGCCGUCUGUGGAGCAUCUGCAGGAGAACCUGAUCCGGACGCUUCGCCGUCUGGUCAACAAGACGGCCGGCGGCAGCGGUCCACCCACGAUGGAUUCGCCGCGCUUCACCAAGUUGCUGCUGCGGCUGCCCGAUCUGCGGACGCUCAACAACAUGCACUCAGAGAAGCUGCUGUCCUUCCGCAUCGACCCCUGACACCUCACAGCACACCGGUGGAACAGAUGCAUGCGCCCGCCAAAAUAAGGGUCUGCUCACCUGAUCCAAACCAUCAUACAUUCCCACUUCCUGUUGAGACCAUCAGCAGCAGCAUCGUCAUCAUCCCUGAUGUCCUCCAGAGCAGCUGGAUGCAAACAAAAAUCCUCUUCCAAAACUCUCCUGCUCACAAAACAUCUGCACCUGUCAGCAGGUCGGCUCAUCCAGAUGUUUAGGAGCGCCGCAGAUCCAGACUUCCAGCACUUGGUGCUUCAGGUUCACCUCUUCCAUUCGCUCUGAGGGAUUAGCUCCGCCCCGUCGGCACCAGAGCAGCCAAUGAGGAGAGGAGGCAGAUCCGUGAACCAAUGAGACGACGGGAUGCUGAGACCUGUAAUACCUGUAAAUACUGAAAGAUCCACAUAUACUUGAAGUGUUGCUGUUUGUUACUCGUCUGUGUGAAACGCUGAAGCCUCUGGAUGAGCAGCAGAGGCACAAAGUGUUGAUGCAGGGAAUCUUCUCAUGUCUAUAUUUUAAUGUUUGGAAAACCAUUGAACCAAUUCCAUAAAUUCUCACUGAAGAUGUUGA